Messenger RNA from Dujonia railenensis, 2973 nucleotides. NCBI's taxonomy places the organism in Eukaryota, Fungi, Ascomycota, Pichiomycetes, Serinales, Debaryomycetaceae. The record is from the annotation of a GenBank genome assembly.
AUGUUGGGUCGCUUGUUUAAACAACAGUCAACCCCAACAUUGAAUAAUCAACAUCUACCGAAUGGUGGUAAUCACAAUCAAAUUCAUAAUCAUAUUAAUAAUCAAACUGUGCCACCAAAUGUCAAUAACAUAAACUCCUAUAACUCUAGUGCCAAUAGUUCCAGCAACUCGUCAAUCCACACCCCCGGUAACCACGGCGGAAGCGCUCCUUCCCUUAUUCCCAACUCGUACGAUGAUUCGUAUAUGAGGGAAAUCCUAUAUGGAAUUAGCGAUCCACUCAAACCAUUCCCCUAUAGUACUAAGUUGUUCCGAAUAGUCAUCUGCCAGGACGGGGGGUCCUUGAGAUCUAAACAAAUCCUAUUUGACUCUGCUUUCGGUGCAACUGCAUCGGAACCACUUGCAACUAAGUCACCUCCCAUAAGCAGAAGGGAUAGUGGGAACCUCAAGACGAUACUUACUCCUCAGAACCAAAAAUUGCAUCAUAACCUAAACGACUUGAACGAUUAUAUGUUUGGAUGUGGGAUACCAACGAAUGAAUCCCAAUCAAGCACCAAACUACACAUAUUGAAUAAUCCGAGCGGAACAUCAGCACUGACGCCUACUUCUACUGCAAACACGAUGGUUCUCAUAUCAAGGCUCUUUUCCAUCUCAGAUGAAUUACCUACAACUACAAACUCAUCAGAUUGGAAUCCGGCAGCUACCCUUCCCAUCAAAGAGGCAUCUAUACCGAGGAAGUUGCACUCGAGAUUCUCCAUCGGACUUGUUAUACCCAUAGAAAACGAUCAAAUCACAGACGCAAUACUCCAGAACUGGAAUGAGAUUAGCCAUUUUCUUAUAAUACUUCAAAAAAUGAUAACGAAGAAGCUAAUUCAUAUUUUGGAAUCCACACCGAAUUCAUCUAAUAGUGGAAGUCUUUCAUCAAACUCAACGCCGCUGUCAUAUUCCACUUCGAUUUGGACGUGUCCGUUUGUUUCCAAUAAAAGGAUUCAAUUCCCAUCGCAUAUUCUCCAGUCGGAGUUAGACUUGAAUAAUCAGGUUUUCAAGUUGAUAAAGCUUAUGAACUACAACUCAAAUAUCCCUAGACUAAUAAACUUGCAUCAAGUGAUGCUUAAAAAUCCAUCAAAUCCAAUCGUGUAUAAUUGGAUUUCCGAAAUUUUGAACUGGACAGAGUUCAAAGAUGGUAAUAUCUCAUUCUUGGCAAGUUUAUUCUCGAUCGUGUUAACGAUGAGACACGGAUUGAAGAGAAAACCUUUAGAUGGAGUUAUUGAGAGUGACAAGAAAAGUAGAGAUAUUUCUAGAAUAGUUAUCAUGACGGGGAACCCAAUGGUUGCUAAAAAGUUGAUCUUCAUUAUUAACGGAUUGAUACCUAACAUUGAAAUAAACCAAGUCGAAGAUGUCUCAAAGAAAAGCGCAGUUGAAGAAGAGGAAAUAAGUAGAGUUGGAUGUAUUUCGCCAUCACCUGCAACCCCCCUGGCCAGAGCGGAUAAGGUUAUUGUUGAUGUCGAUGACGCUACCGAUUCUGGUGAUGAAACUGACCAGUUUUCGUUUGACCCUCCACCUAGAGGAUUGGGAGCUGGUGAUGGAAGAAGAGGGGGCGCUGGAAGUAUUUUUUCCCUGACGUCCCCCAAACCUAUCCCAAUCCGUCAACCAUCAGUGAAUUCUGGAUCAUUGGGCUCUCCGGAUUCGAUUAAAGGAUGGGAGAUUCCUUCUUCCUACAAUGGGUCAACCCUUGGUAAACCUAGAAUCGAGACUGAUACGAAGGUUAUCCCCAUAGUUCAGCAGGCGCCAGUACACAGAAACUCAUUAUCUAAAAGUCAAUCUAUGGCUUACCUAUCAUCGUCAUUAAAUAGUUCUUUGUCAUCGUCUAUAUCGAACUAUUCAUUAACAAAAUUGAGUGGAAGUUUCCUUGAAAAAUGGAAGAACUUUGGAACAAGUGGUGGAGGUAAUGGCGCGAGUUUUGGAAAUGGAAGCAUGAAUGGAAGCAGCUAUGGUAAUGGUAAUUAUGGUACGGGCUUUGGAGUAACAGGAAAUAAUGGCGGAGGGGCAUAUGGCAGUUUUAACGAACCGAACAUAAACAAACGUGGAAGUAUUGCCUCCCUUCGUUCGCCUCCUUCUCCUGCAUUGGAUUCCGAAGAGUUUUUCAAUACCUACGGUAAGAUCACCAAUCCAUCGAUCUCUGCGCAUAAGAAUUUGUCGCGGACUCAAUCUAUGUUUGAUAUCAACGAAGGAUUGACAACCAGCACACCUCCAUCUUUGCAACAGCAUAUAAUACGUACGAAUACUAGUAUUUUGGUUAAAGAUAAUGGAACACUAACUGGAGGAGAUAGCAUCAAUCCUAAGGGCUCAAAUUUCAACCAGGAGUUAAUCAAAACAAGAUGCUUGUCUAUCAUGAAAUCGAGUCCGAAAUACUCGAGUGACGUAGAGAAUGAAAAAACUUUGACAGUGGAAGUAAACGAAGAACGAGAUUCUUUAAUAGCCAGGAGAGGGUUAUUACCAAACGUAGCAUUUUCUGAUGAAUUCAGACAAGAGUUUUUGAUACAAUCAUGUCCUAUUAACCCCAAACUAGAAUCUUUGGUUAUGAAUGCAAUGAAGAACGAUUUAUUAUUCUUCCAGAAUAAUUGUCAAGUGGAACAUGUGAAUUCAAAAACAUUAUUUAUUAGUUUACGAGCAAGAGAGAUAAAAUUGAUAGAAAUGAGUAAUGGUGAAAGUAACCACCAAUUGGGUAAUGAUAACGAAAAUCAUCAUCAUCAUCAUCAUAAUAAUAAUAAUAACAACAACAACAACAAAUAUAAUAAUUAUAAAACAACUAUUAGGAAGAUUUUCACUCCACAAAAGAAUUGUGGGAACAAGGAGAGAAUUGCUAGUAUCGAGGAGAAGUUCCGAGCAUUGAAUUAUGCAUUUGGAUGUACGAACGGCGAGAGAGAACGUGAUAAUGAGAGGCUUUCGAGAAUAGUUGUAGACUUAAUACAGUAA